Lytechinus pictus (painted urchin) is the source of this 4508-nucleotide messenger RNA. RefSeq names its product solute carrier family 25 member 16-like. The record is from RefSeq and is a predicted model, not a curated record. Lineage: Eukaryota; Metazoa; Echinodermata; Echinoidea; Temnopleuroida; Toxopneustidae. Gene Ontology annotation, molecular function: coenzyme A transmembrane transporter activity. Gene Ontology annotation, biological process: mitochondrial coenzyme A transmembrane transport. The transcript has 9 exons. Gene Ontology annotation, cellular component: mitochondrial inner membrane. Bases 99 to 1025 code for a protein of 308 amino acids.
GACCAAUCAGAGAACGACUUGAGAAUGGAAACCCGUCGGUCGCUAGCCAGCAGUUGGAAAUCAAGCUGUAAAUUCGGGGCAAUUUAUUUGAUGUAAACAUGAAGGAAUCAGCUGAUCAAUCAACUCAAAGUGGCGAUGAAAUUCUCAAGAAUUUUUUCUCCGGAGGUAUGGCUGGAUGUUGUGCCAAGACUGUUAUUGCUCCACUGGACAGGGUCAAAAUCUUACUACAGGCAAGACAUAAACACUUCCAGCACUUGGGUGUGUGGUCCUCAAUAAAUGAGGUAGUGGAACAUGAGGGAUACCGGGCUCUCUAUAAAGGCAAUGGAGCGAUGAUGGUCAGGAUAUUCCCAUAUGGGGCAAUCCAGUUUAUGACGUAUGAAUGGUGUAAGAAGAAAACUAAAAUGAAGCUGUUAUCUGGAUCAUUGGCAGGGUUAGCAGCUGUUAUCUGUACCUAUCCCUUGGACAUGAUAAGGGCUCGGCUGGCAUAUCAAAGUAGAGGAGAGAGGAAGUAUCAAGGGAUCAUCCAUACCUUCUACACAAUAUGGCAUCAUGAGGGUCACUUCAAGGCUCUGUACAGGGGAGUAACUCCAACACUCAUAGGAAUGAUUCCAUACGCAGGUGCUGCUUUCUACACAUAUGAGACAACCAAGAUCUUCCUACUGACGAAAGGUCCUCCGCAAUUCUCCAAACCUAUACCGAACAACCCCAGUGAGAGAAUGCUUAUCAUCCCAGCAAACCUCUGCGUCGGGGGCAUAGCAGGUGCAAUAGCUCAGACCAUCACCUAUCCUCUGGACAUGGUGAGAAGAAUAAUGCAGUUGGGUCAUAUGGUGCCAAACUCAUCAGAUCGCAUCCUACAGAACCUGAAGACUGUCUAUGGGGAGCACGGAUUCCUAGGACUCUACCGAGGUCUUAGCAUCAACUACAUCAGGGCAAUACCAGCAGCUGCAAUAUCCUUCACUGUCUUCGAGAAGAUGAAGGCCUUCCUCAACACCACAUUCCCUCCUGCUUCUAGAGCCAAGUCAUGACGAUUGCCCCUACGUGGAGCGUCGUCCUUGUCACGCCAACGGCUACUUUGUCUUUGAAGAAGCGAAGGAGGCACGGCUCCCUGCAUGAGGUCAUGAUUAAUAUGACUUUGAUGAUACAAAUGUGGUCCCUGCACGAUAUUUCUUUGUCGUUGAAAAGAUGAAGGUGGACCAGCUUGUAACACCUAGGUACUGACAGUUGUAAUACAAUGACUUUGAACACACAAACAGACAGUGGGGAAGUUGUUACUGAGGACAGGUUUAGGAAUUAUGUAUAGCAAGUUUAAUCUUUAUGCAGUAUUCAGGAAUAUAUGAUCUGUAUUUCCUAUUUUUUUAAAGUCUUUCUGUCUAAUUUUCAUCUCUCUCUUUCUAUCAAUAACUCCCAUGAUAUUUAUGGGGUUUGUGAAUUUCCUCCUGUGUUCCUACACAUAUAUAUAUCGAAACUUGUCAAGGUUGGGAUUGAACGAAAAUAUGAAAGUUACACUUUUAUGUAUUCAGCUUGCGUAAUGAUACAUAUUGCUAAAAGUUUAGCUUGCUUAAUGAUGCAUAUUGCUCAAAUAUGCAGGCUUGCCUAGGGAUACAGAAUAAAGCUUAAAAUGUGAUAAUGACAACUCAAAGCGCAAAUGCCUGCGAUAGUUAAUUUUUACAAGUUUCAACAUUUUCAAACUGUCCUUAUGAAGAAUAAUAUAAUAUAAUAAUAACAACGCGUCUCGGAAUAGAAUAUUUCAAGAUAGAUGGCUCUAUAUAAAUGCCUAUUAUUAUUAUUAAUAAAGUAAAUUUGCCUCUUUUUCAUUCAAGCACGACUUACCUCGCUUUAAAAAAAAGCUUGAGAUUCUAAGAAUUGCACUGUUGCUCUCAUUACACUUGCAGUCACAAAACCUGCAGCAAUUGCCAUUUGCUGCAUUCAGAUUCCUGUUCGCCCGUCAAUUGCAUUGUAUGGUAGCUGAUUAUGAAUAGAUAUGCAAUAGCAUGUCUUAUACCCUGAAAAUGUGCCAUCCUUACGGGGAUCAGGUAAAUUCUACAUAGCAGUAAUUCCCAGCAGCAUAUAGGUAAAGGCGGAACAUGUGAUAUGCCACCAAAGUUUCAACUCUGGGAUUUACAUACAAUAGUGGUAUCAGUCUGCGACUUUGGCUCAAGAGUUUUGUACCUUGGGGCCUUUUCAUAAACCUGUUUAUUUUUUUCAUUGAUGUUGGAAUAAUUGAAUGACUGGUCCCUGUUCUUUUGCUGCACUGGAUACCUUUAAUUUAUUAGUUUUAAAUGUUCUCUGUAAAUGUACAUUUUUUAUUUUUUAUUAUCUGAAUAUGAUAAAAGUAACAGGUAUGGAUCCAUGGAUUUUUAAUUGGUGCCAUUUGUCAUGUAGAAAAGAAAAUUUAUUGAAGCAUUAUUUAUUUUAGAUAAAACAAAUUUUUAUCUUUUCACAAUCAAUUUGGUUUUUACCUUGUGUGAAGAUGAAAAUUUGUUUUAUUUCAGUUCAACCAAUCAGAUGAAUAUCUUUAUGGACAUUAUUUAUUCUGUUUUUAUCCUGACAGCCUCAUAGUAAGAACUGUUAUAGCCAAACUAUUGCCUUUUUAUUAUGAUAAAAGAAAUCAAAGUAUGAAAGGGCAAUAGGAGAUACUGUUUUAAAAAUACAUAUUCAUUACAACUUUAAUAUUUUUAUAAUGAAUGCCAAAUGUUAGUUCUUAUUGAAUCUUUGUAAUUGUAUCAUACAAUUUUCUAUUGAUUCAUGGUAGAAUAUUUGAAGAUCAAUACCAGUUUAAUAUGGUAAUGACCUCGAACAGAUUCCAACAAAAUGUCCAGCCAAGUGUUUGUAUGUAUAAAUAACAAAUAUGUGCCAAUUGGCUCUGAAAAAAUAUGUGAUUGCUGAGGAAUGAGCAAAAUAAGCAUGGAAUUCCAUAAAAUGUUGGGUAUUUUUCCAAGCAAUAUUAAUACACUGUCCCACAUAUGCCUUUUGGUGUUAGUCAUCAUAAGAAUUAUCACUUUCAGCUAAGAUUGCGUGAUUUCACAAAGAUGAGUUGAUUUCAAUGUACCAGAUCUCGAUCUAUGAUAAUAUGGUGGUAAUUAACAUUCGUUUUAAAGGUUUUCUCAUGAAAUAAUCGUUUGCUGCAAUUACUUUCUUUCACCUUUAAGCUUCUUUAUCUUUUUCUGACCAGAUUUACCUGUUACUUGGUUCAAAUGUGUCUGAAAAGGUGUUCUCUACAGGAGCAUUUUGUGGAAAGUUUUUCAGUGAUUUUCAGCUCCUGAAAGCUCUUGCAAAUCCUUGCAUCUAAUCAAUUGGAUGAGAGCAAAUUUGUAAGGAGAAACCUUUCUGACAAAUCUUUUAUGAAAUACUUUCUUGGAUUUAUCACCAGACUCUGAGAACUGCUAUAAUUUAAAUAUUAUUAUUAUUAACUAUAUUUAAAUUCAAUUUAAUUUCAAUUAACAAGAUAAUGAUGCAUUAUGAUCUGAAAUGCUAGCCAAUUAAUUAUGUAUUUGAUAUACAUGUAUGUGCUACGGAGGGUGCGUGUGUGUGUGUGUGUAUGAUAAUUUUACUGUCAUAAGAUAAUGUUAUUGUAGAGCACUCAAGUACUAAACUCAUCUUUAUUUUGGGGAUUGUGUGGGGUGAAGUGUGUGAUACAUGUAAUGUAUGUUUGUAUGACUUGGAAAUGUCAUUGUGGUUAUUAAUAUUUUACUGAACAUAAUCUUUUUACCCUGUUAUUGUCCCUUUCCCCUUUCUUUGACAUGUGUAUUCUCAACUAUUAAAAAUGAAAUGAAUUGUCAGUCGGCCUUUGAUGGUGAUAUCUGGCUAUGGAUUGUAUUAUCUAUUCUUUAUAUGAUGCAUAAUAUUGAUGAAAGUUCCCAGUGUUCCUCAAUUCAAUCUCAAUCUUGAUAUACUGCAAUCUAUAACUAAACUUUAUCAGGUUCUUGCAAUGACUAAUGUUUAAACUUGGGAGUAUUUCUUGAAAGGAAUAAUUAAUGAUUAGUUAGUGAUUUCCAUUGACUAUUUGCUAAAAGCUACUGAAACCCUCGCACCUGAUUGGCUCAGAGCAGAAAUGCUCCCAGGGUUCCGUGUCAUAAAAAAUUGUUAUAAUGAAAAAUGCAUGAUAUUUUGUAUAACAUGUUCACUAUCAGCCUUCAAAUCGAAUGAUUUCAGUAGCAGGAAACUAUUAUUGCAUAUUCGUUAGUACAGUGUAUACAAGUUUUAUGAAUAUAGCCCCAGAUUUAACAUCAGAUACAUAAUCCGUCUUGUAAAUCAUAUUUUAAAGAUUGAUUUUAUGCUCAUCAUUUUUGUCAGGAUUUGUUUUUAUAUUAAUUUAUUCACCAAAGAAUACUUUGCAGAGGAAUUUCUUGAAAAUUGCAUUUUGGUGUAAAUGGGUGUAGUUUUUUUAUUGUUAUCUAAGAUGAUACAAUUAUGUAAUGAUGUACAUAUAUGAAACCAUAUUUAAAUGCAAUGUCUCAAUAAGCUGUCAUAUAUGUGAAUAAUGAAAAAUUAUAUUUAACAUGACUUCA